Girardinichthys multiradiatus is the source of this 4020-nucleotide messenger RNA. It is a transcript of the gene dhx36, whose product is annotated as DEAH (Asp-Glu-Ala-His) box polypeptide 36. The record is from RefSeq and is a predicted model, not a curated record. Gene Ontology annotation, molecular function: DNA helicase activity; ATP binding; G-quadruplex RNA binding. Lineage: Eukaryota; Metazoa; Chordata; Actinopteri; Cyprinodontiformes; Goodeidae. The coding region runs from base 311 to 3511 and encodes 1066 amino acids. The transcript is spliced from 26 exons. Gene Ontology annotation, cellular component: intracellular anatomical structure; cytoplasm; nucleus.
AACCCACACGUCAUAUUUAUGUGACAUACCGGACAGAAAAUAGGAUUUGCUGGCUGUAACACUUUUUUACUUGUACUUGCUGCGUCUUGUUUAUUUUUGCGGAGUAAAGCAGCUUUAUUUUGUUUUCAGUUAGUUAACUAUUAGAAGCUUGGUUGGUGUAGCGGUAAGUUUUUACAACUUCAAUUUCAGGUUAAAAUGUACUGAUUCGGACAGUACUAUUUCAUCCAAGCAACGAAAACGUGCUGCUACAUGUCUCCUGACAGUGACAGGUUUUACAUUUAGUGCGUUUUUUUGUUUCCCUUACGGCGGUAUGAGUUAUCGGUACGGAGGUGGAGGUGGAAGAAGAAGCAGAAAAGGAGGUAGAGAGUACAGGGAUGGGAGCAGAGAGAGGUUAGAUAGAGGAGGUGGUGGUGGCGGCAGAGGUCCCAGAGGACACGGUUCCGACGUUGACCAGGACGGAGGAGCAGGAGGAGGUCAGAGGGACCGACCUCCUCCACAUCUGAGGGGCCGGGAGAUUGGCCUGUGGUACGCACGGUAUGGAGCCGUGAGGAGGAAACAAGCUGACCGCAGAUCGCGGGCGGUGGUCCAUAUGGAUGAGGCCAGAGAGGAGCACAUCACCAAGUUGCUUAACUCUGUCCAGAAUGACCAGCCUGGCCCAAUGAGAGACAGAAGGGAUGCACAAUCCUCCAUGUCUGACAACUGGGGGACGGCUGCCGGCAGUAGCGGUCACUGUUACUUUGAUGGGGAUAUGCCUGAGGAAGAGAAACAUAAAUUUGGGGAAGAGGAAGGAGAUACUUCUAAAGAGAAGAAAGCAAGUCGCUCAUCACAACGUGGCUCGUCUACAGCGGCAGAUAAAGAUGAGCCACCAGAAAACUGGGAUGAAGAUGAUAAGGAUGAGGCGGAGAAAAAAAAACUGAUAAGGAACGACAAGGAUCUGGAGUUCUUAUUUCAGGAACUAGUCAGAGACUCAUCAAUGGAUGAUGACUUGAAAAGAGAUCUGCAAAGCAAAAAAAAGGAUCUAAAUUACAAAGAAAUGCUGAAAUUCAGGGAAAAACUACCAUCACAUGGAAAAAAAGAGGAACUGGUGCAGCUGAUCAACUCUAACCGUGUCUUGGUAGUUAGUGGGGAGACAGGAUGUGGAAAGACCACUCAGGUCACUCAGUUUAUCCUGGAUGACCACAUCAAUAGAGGCAGGGGUUCGACGUGCCGUGUGGUCUGCACGCAGCCUCGGCGCAUCAGUGCUAUCUCCGUAGCGGAGCGUGUAGCUGCAGAGAGAGCAGAAAGUGUCGGAAAUGGAAAUUCUUGUGGUUACCAAAUCCGCCUUCAGAGCCGGUUGCCACGGAGACAAGGCUCCAUACUCUACUGUACUACAGGAAUUAUUCUUCAGUGGCUUCGCUCAGAUCCGUUAUUAUCCAGCAUUAGCCACCUUGUGUUGGAUGAGAUCCAUGAAAGGAACCUUCAGUCAGACGUUUUGCUCAUCAUUGUGAAGGAAUUACUCAACCUCCGAGAUGAUCUCAAAGUCAUCCUGAUGAGUGCCACUCUCAACGCUGAGAAGUUUUCUAAAUAUUUUGACAAAUGUCCAAUAAUCCACAUCCCUGGGUUGACAUUCCCGGUGGAAGAGUUUUUACUUGAAGACAUCGUCGAGAUGACCAGAUAUCGUCCACAGAAUCAGGAUCGUCGCCCCGCAUGGAAGAGACGUUUUUGGCAGGGCCGCCAAUCCAGAUCAGAGAAGGAGGAGAAGGAGCUGGAAUACAAGGAAAGCUGGCCAUGUUAUGCACGGACCCUUCAGGGCAGAUACUCUGACAGCACAAUUGAGGCGGUGGAGAUGUUAGACACUGAUGAGAAGAUUGAUCUGGAGCUGAUCCUGGCACUGAUCCGUUAUAUUGUGCUCAAUGAGGGGGAGGGAGCGAUCUUGGUUUUCCUGCCUGGCUGGGACAACAUUAGCAGUCUCAAUGACCUCCUUAUGGCUCAGCAGAUGUUCCGAUCAGAAAAGUUUGUCAUCAUCCCUCUGCACUCCCUCAUGCCUACUGUUAAUCAGACGCAGGUUUUCAAGAGACCCCCACCAGGAGUUAGAAAGAUUGUGAUUGCAACCAAUAUAGCUGAGACCAGCAUCACCAUAGAUGAUGUCAUUUAUGUGAUCGAUGGAGGCAAGAUUAAGGAAACCAACUUUGACACUGACAACAACAUCAGCACCAUGACGGCUGAGUGGGUUAGCUUGGCCAACGCCAAACAGAGGAAAGGACGUGCUGGCAGGGUGCAACCAGGAAAAUGCUAUCAUCUGUACAAUGGGCUUAGGUCCAGCCUGCUGGAAGCCUAUCAAUUACCUGAAAUUAUGAGGACACCGCUGGAGGAGCUCUGUUUGCAGAUAAAGAUAUUGAAGCUUGGCUCCAUUAGUCGAUUUUUGGAAAAGGCCAUGGACCCACCGAGUGAGAAGGCAGUCAACCUCGCCAUCAAGAACCUCACAGACCUGAAUGCCCUGGACCAUGCAGAGAAUCUGACAGCUCUGGGCUUCCACUUGGCACGCCUCCCUGUGGAGCCGCACAUUGGCAAACUGAUCCUUUUUGGGGCUCUGCUAGGAUGCCUCGACCCUGUACUCACCAUUGCCGCUUCGCUCAGCUUCAAAGACCCUUUCUUCAUCCCCCUGGGUAAAGAAAAGAUGGCGGACAUGAGGAGAAGGACUCUGUCCAGAGACUCCAAGAGUGACCACCUCACUAUUGUCUAUGCCUUUAAGGGAUGGGAGGAAGCCAAACAGCGGGGGGCCAGGUAUGAGAGGGAGUACUGCUGGGACAACUUCCUUUCUGCCAACACACUCCAGAUGCUACACAACAUGAAGGGUCAGUUUGCCGAACAUCUCAUGCAUGCUGGCUUUGUCAGCAGCAAGGAUCCGAAAGACCCUAAAUCCAAUGUCAACUCAGAUAAUGAGAAGUUAAUUAAGGCAGUGAUUGUGGCUGGACUGUACCCUAAGGUGGCCAUGAUCAGACCAUCUCACAGCCAAAAGAGACCUGGGGUAAAGGUGUACACCCACGCUGACGGAAAGGUGUGUAUUCAUCCCAAAUCUGUCAAUGCUGAAGAGAGGGAGUUCAAUUACACAUGGCUCAUUUACCACCUGAAGAUGAGAACCAGCAGUAUCUUCCUGUACGACUGCACUGAGGUGUCUCCAUUCUCGCUGCUUUUCUUCGGAGGAGACAUCACCAUCCAGAAAGACGAGGACCAAGAGACCAUUGCAGUCGACCGGUGGAUUGUCUUCAGAUCCCCGGCACGCACUGCUCAUCUCGUUAAGAGUUUGAAGAAAGAGCUGGAUUCACUGUUACAAGAGAAAAUCAGUAACCCGGCUCCUGUGGACUGGAAUAACCGCCAGUCCAAAGACUGUGCUGUCAUCACAGCCAUCAUAGACCUUAUUACCACCCAGGAAAGGCCUGCAGCCAGCAGCAAGGAUGAUGACAGGACGUGGACGUCUGCUCUGAGAGGGAAGCACGUUUACUUCAACGAGGACGACGACAACGAUGAUUAAAAGUGGCCCGACAUUUGGCUGGCAAUGAAGAGAAGAGCCUCUACCAUGGCUGUCUGCACCUUCACACAUGAGUUUGUUGGAAUAUUUAUGAUAGACAGCUGGCCUCCCUGAUGCUUCUACUUGGUUUAAACUUUAGUGCUCCCUAGAUGCUGCUGAAGGCCAAACACAGAAUGAUAGAGUGCUGAAAAAAUGAAAAUGUUCUUUACUGGAAUGAGUCCUGCUUUUCUGUCUCUUUUGACCAUUCAGUAUUCUUCAAGGACAAACCUCUCUUUAUGUAUCCUGUUUUGUUUAAUUUGUACAUUUAACAUUUCACCUUUUUUCCCAGUAAUGCCACACAACUGCUUGUGCAAUAAAGAGGCUACUUAUAAUCACUCAGUGCAGCUUAUACCAUCUUAUGGGACUGAAAUUUGAAAAAACGUUACCUUGAAAUAAUCUCUGCAUGACUGGAUAUCAUAACUGUCCUUUAAAUGGAGAAAUUGCAUCUCCAUAAAUAAAAUAUCAAAAAGUUA